This is a messenger RNA of Hydra vulgaris (swiftwater hydra), 392 nucleotides long. NCBI's taxonomy places the organism in Eukaryota, Metazoa, Cnidaria, Hydrozoa, Anthoathecata, Hydridae. The record is from RefSeq and is a predicted model, not a curated record.
CUCCAUAAACAAUGUAUAAAUAUUGCAAUGAAAACAUUGAAGGCAUAAAUUUCAUAUAUAUUUCAUCAGAAGAUUUAACUUUGGUGAGAACCGCUCUUAAAGAACAAUUGGAUACUGCUAAUACAAUAUCUGGAACACGUCAGUUUACCAUCAGUUUACCGUCAGUUUACCAUCAGUUUGUACCACUUGGCCAUCAAAAGGUAGACACUAAGCUAUGCAGUGUUGAUGAAGAAUUUGCUUUAAUUCAUGACUUUGGAAAUAUCCAGAUAACAACUGUAAACCUAGUAUCAGGUGAUUAUGCCUGUGUUUCCUAUGAGCAAAAGUGGUUAGCCAUCAGAAUUAAAAAACGGCGAAAAAAUGGUUUUCAUCCUAGUAUUGAGUCAUUUUGUUAA